Molecule: messenger RNA, 5344 nt
Organism: Dermacentor albipictus
Lineage: Eukaryota; Metazoa; Arthropoda; Arachnida; Ixodida; Ixodidae
Product: nurim homolog
Cellular component (GO): nuclear membrane
Source: RefSeq, a predicted model, not a curated record
GACUGGCGAUCCCUCAAAUGAACGUCUCGUGCAAAAACGUCGAACUGUGUACUCCAUAGAGUUUCCUACAAAAAUUGUAGGAAACUCUAUGGUGUACUCGAACAAGAGUGUACAGUACACUUCUCUAUUCUAUGGUGUACUCGACAUAUCCCUCUACUGAUUGUGGCCGCACGAAACUGGACCCGUUGCCGCGGGUAUUUGUCGUGCAUGUGUAAAAUAAAAGUAAGCAAAACGAGGGCCAUGGCUAUUCGGCGUGUCGUGAGCGUCGCUGCAUCAAUAUUCGUUUUCGUUUUCGUUGUUUACACUGCUGCCGACCUUGCAAGUUUUCUGUCUUGGAGUUACGGCAGUUCUCGCAGUGCCGCGAUCCAAAUGUCUCACAGCCCCCUGAUGUGCAUGCUGUGGGACAUUGGCCUUGCGCUGCAGUUCUGCUUCCAGCACAGUGUUCUUUGCUGGCCAAAAGUAUGCAGAGCAUUUGAAAGCCUCUGUGGAGUUCUCUCAAGAAGUGUUUACUUGCUUGCCAGCUGCCUGUCACUAAAGCUCCUGAUUCUGCUGUGGCUGCCAGUAGACAGUCACACUCUGUGGGCCAUCGAGGAGGGUUCUCCUCUUUGGAGGACACUUCCUGCUACCCAUGGUGUCUGCUGGGCUGUCAUCUACAUUGGCUGCGUCAUCACAGACCUUGGUGAACUGGCUGGCAUCAAACAGGUUUGGUACAGUGCAGAAAGCAGCAGGUACACCAGCUCAAAGUCAUGGCAAUUGGAGCACUUGCUGCAACACAUGAGGCAUCCCAGCUUUGUGGCACUGAGUGUCAUUCUCUGGUUUUACCCUCUGAUGACCCUGGACAGGGCUGUUCUGGCACUCAUUUUCACGCUUUACCCUUUUGGCUGGUUCAAGGCUCAAGUGAAAGAUUACAGAUAUUGCCACUGCUUCUGGAGAUCCAAGCUGGUGGAACUGUUUCCCAAAGCUGCAGCACAGUGAGGCAGCUUUGUGGCUUCACUUUGUCUGUGGCUUCAAACCUUGAAGUCAUUUCGUUGCAAGAACAGUCAUUCUGCAUGAGUGAUCAUCAUGUAGAUAUCAUGAUGGCAACACAAAUGUUAUUGUUGCUUUCAUGUGGACAUCAGCCACUGUUGCUAGCUCCUGCAACUUUACCCAUUGUACAAAGCAUGAUUUUUGCACAAAUCUCUGCAUUAUGUAUGUAGUAUUAUCCUUAGCUCCACACUGCCAUCUGUAUAUUCUGCACCAAUCCAGCUUUUUCAGCAGCAUUCUGUUGAGGAUGUGCCAAUUGCGUCCCUUGCAAUAAACAUGCUGCACACAUGAUGAACUCUCAUGAUAUUGGGCAUAUUGUUCUUACAAUUACGCAUCAUUAAUUAAAAAGCAGAGUAAGUGAAACAUUUCUCUGUGUACUGCAACAAUGAUACUAGAAUAGAACUGCUUCUGAUACAGUUCUAUUUUGUAAGAUAUUUUGUGGCAAUAAUGAGUGUGUAUCACUCAGUUCUCGAUAUUUACAGCUGGACAGGAAAACAGCGCAUAAGACAAGGAUAGUGCAAGAUCAGCAACACAUGCGCUGACUAACAACAUUGUCUUUAUUGCAACAAGGCAAUAUAUAGAACCAGGAGAGCCCCCCACAUGCGUCAAACGUAUCAUCAAGGAUAAAAAAUAUUGCCUUGUUGCAAUAAGACAGUGUUGUUAGUCAGUGCAUGUGUUAUUGAACGUCCUCGUCUUACGCGCUGUUUCCCUGUCCGAAUGCCACACCAACUAGUCCAACAUUGUGUAUUUACAGCAGUUGCCUUGAUGUGCAUGUUGCAGGAGUUGAGUGCAUUUUAUAGAGGCUGCUAUGAGAUCUUUGUAUGCAUACAUGCAUCUCGAUGGCUCUGCUGUAGUAUGAUCACAUGAGUGACACAUGGCUUGGAUGACUGAUAUGGCUAGCUUUAAGCUUGUGCAGGACAGGAGGGGGUGGCCAAAGAUUAGUACAAACCACAGUGGAUGUACAUGUUUGCAGAAAGCCCUACCAACAAAGCAUAAAUACUGCCUUCUUGUGUACUAACCAAAUGAACACCAGCAAUUUUAUGACAUUUCUUGCACUGAAGUGCGAGCUACUGGCUGUACCAUUUUGCACCUGUCAUGUUGCAUAUCCAACAGCAUAAUAAUAAUCCAUGACAGUAUGGGCUAGUUAGCAUGAUUACAAACCAGCCCUAUCCAACACGUGCUAUCAAAGUUGAGGGCCUAAUCACAUUACUUAACAAACAUGUGUGCAUACUUCAAAAGUAUAUUGCCAGCAUAGGUUGGCACACUCACUUGCACUCCUUUCAAAGGUGUGAAUGUGAGUGAGUGCCGGUGAAUGAGAGUGGACGUGAGUAUGAACAUCAGUGAGUACCUGUGGGUGUGAGUAGGCUUGAGUGCGAACGUGGAUGAGUACCUGUGAGUCUGAAUAGGCAUGAGUGUUAACAUGAAUGAGUGCCGGUGUGUGUGAAUGGAUGUGAGUGUGAACUUGAGUGUGAAUGUGAACGUUUGUGACUACCUGUGAGUGUGAAUAGGCAUGAGUGUGAACAUGAGUGAGUACCGGUGCAUGUGAGUAAGCGCGAGCGUAAAUGUCAGUGCUGGUGAGUGUGUGUGGACAUGAGUGUGAAUGUGAGUGAGUGUCGAUUAGUGUUAGUAGACAUGGUAUGAACCUGUGAAUGUGAGCAGACGUGUGUAUAAACGAGAGUGUCGAUGAGUGGGCCUAUGAACGCGAAUGAGUAACUAUAUCCGAGUGUCGCAUAGACACAAGCAUGAACGUGAGCGACUAUCAUCGAGUGUGAGUAGGUGCAAGCGGAAAUUUUAAUGAGCACCUGUUUUUUAGAAAAUGCGAAUAUGAGCAAGGAACGAAGAAUAUGAAGGAGCAGAAUUUUAGACAGGCUUAUUUUCUGAGUUGAUAGGCAGGCAUAGAAUGCAAGAUGCAAAAGACAAUGUACGUCUUUAAGACUGUUUCCUUCUCAAUAAGAAGAGUGCCCUUGACAUGUUUUAAACGAAAGUGGCCUCACUUCGGAUUUAGAAAAAGUUUAGAGACCGCGAAGUGGGUGACCACUAAUAGCUAGAGCUUACCAUUCUAUUGUCAUUUGUAAUGCUGUUUGCAGGGCCCUUCCCACUCAGCUUAAAGGGACUGCCGGGAGGCUUGGUUGGGAACAGCAGUCCUAACACAGAUUAGGAGGAGUCAAUGGCCGGCUUUCGCAAUUUCCCGCAACUCCGAAAAUUCUGUCAAGCAGACAUUGCACUGAAGCAGUGCCCUCCCUUCAUCUCUAUGUAUAUUGUGAAAUGCUAUCAUACAUGACAUAUAUGCUUGUCAGACGUGCGUGUGUAUAGUUCGGCUUUCACUCACUUUACCAGUCCUCGCACGAUGCUGUACAACCAUCCCACGGGUGACAGUACAUGGCUUCUGCAAUGCAUGGAAAUGUUGCUAGAUGUUUCCUUUGCCUUAUAUGCCUGCAAAGCCUAAAUAAGCAGGAUGAACGCGAAAUUUAGUAACUGUUCUUAGCAGUUGCUCUCUCGACCAUUGCCUAUUCAUUCAAUAUGAAUGUCAGUGUUAUUAGUGUUGUAGCACUGCCUAUGCCCAAUGCCGCCAACAUUACGCAGUUUAUAAACAUAUAAGCGAGUGAAAAAGCCAAUACGUAGCAAGUGCUGUGUCUGUGUGUCUGUUUCUUCGUACGUCCUCGUACAGUCACGCUUAUACACACUACCAUGGAAAAAGCCAUAGCAUUACACUAUAGUGAUAGAGGCCCUGAACAUGCGAUGAUUGCACCACUCAGCAGCAGAGCGAAGCUUCCAUGCAUCAGAAGAUAGUGGAAAACACUUAAAUACACAUGGAUGAAAACACAUAAAGACACAUGAAUCUGUUAGCAGAACUAAGUUAUAAGUGAAAAAAAAAAAGACAGCACAUUUUCAUAUGGCAGAAAAUGGAGCGAACACCCUUGCACUUUUAAUACUGCACUUUAUACUCACGUGGCAGCAGUGUAUGUGUGUGUGUGUUUUUCUGCUACUUUGAGGUAAGUUGUCAUAAUAAGAAUGGGUGAUUAACUAGCCCAACAGCCGGUCACUUGCCCUAUCUCUCACCCUCUUAGCUCAAUACUAGCUCACCCUUAGCUCACCCUCUUAGUGCACCAAUACUAGGGCAUAAACCUGUUUUGGGGCACUUUCAGAAAAUAAAUAAAUUAAAUGAAAUACGACUGAAAAGAGCAAGCAUGCACACUCUCAUCAGGCUAUGCACACACGCACGCGUCGGUGCACAUUCGCCUAGAAAGAAGAAAAAGAAGGUGAGGGGUGUCAAGUGUGAUAGAGUGCAGCGAGGACAGCUGAUAGCAUAGGUUGGUGCACUCGUGAGUGCACUCACUCACACUAUAUUCAAACGCAUGAGUGGGAACGGACUUGAGUAUGAAUGUGAGUGAGUACCUUUGAGUGUGAGUAGACUUUAGUGAGAAUGUGAGUACGUGCAAGUGUGAGUAUGAAUGCGAGUAUGAGUUGGCGGCAGUGUGCGCCUGAGUAGGCAUGAGUGUGAAUGUGUGAGCAUAAAACAUCACGUGAAUUAAAACAUAGGCACUAGCUACAAGGUAGAGUUUAUUUUUUCAGCUAAACACAAACUUCAGACAAUUUGUUCGCAUAUUCGCAAGAUGCCAUCACAAUGUAACAUUAAGCACACCACAAAGUGUAGAUUGUGCAAUAGGCAUAGUGCAUAUGAUCCCGUUUAGUUGCGCCAAGGUAUAUAGGGUUUAUCCGGGAAGUAGUAGGAUUGAUUUUUUUCCCGCCAAAAUGUGGUGAAAAAGGGGGAUGUUACUGCACUGGUUGGAUGGCGGGGGGUCUUAGCUAUGAGCACACCAGUCGCCAGUCAUCUGCAAGCCUUGAUGGAGUGUAGAUCGAGUUUAAGGUGAACCCCUUUCAAAGUGCUUUGUCAUCUACACAAUUAAUCGUUUGUUAGAGCAGCAUUACACUGUGAAGUUUUGCAUCAAACUGGGUAAAACUGCGAGUGAGACCCAUGACAUAAUCAAGACUGCUUAUGGGAGUGAUGCCAUGGGUCGAUCAAGCUUUUUGAGUGGCGCAAAUUGUUUCGGUAGGGAAAAGGGCAUGUUUAAAAUGAGCAAUGGUUAGGACGCUCUUCAACGGCAAAAAAAAUGAUGAAAAUUUGAUGCAAGUGUGAAAUCUUUUGAACUCUGACCGCAGAUUGAGUGCGCGGGUGAUAUCAGAACAAUUAAACUUGCCAAAAACUAUUGUGCACGAAAUUGUGAUUGAAAACUUCGGAUUGACGAAAGUUUGUGCAAAAAUGGUGCCAAAUGUGUUAACCAAUGAACAAAAACAAAUACAUCUUGUGAUUUAUGAAGAA